Haliotis rubra (blacklip abalone) is the source of this 1609-nucleotide messenger RNA. RefSeq names its product probable UDP-sugar transporter protein SLC35A4. Lineage: Eukaryota; Metazoa; Mollusca; Gastropoda; Lepetellida; Haliotidae. Gene Ontology annotation, molecular function: pyrimidine nucleotide-sugar transmembrane transporter activity. Gene Ontology annotation, cellular component: Golgi membrane. Bases 1 to 864 code for a protein of 287 amino acids. The transcript has 9 exons. The record is from RefSeq and is a predicted model, not a curated record. Gene Ontology annotation, biological process: pyrimidine nucleotide-sugar transmembrane transport.
AUGGCUGUGGAUGAGGAACAACGACUUGGGCAGGAUGAUACACAUUUGCUGAGGACCAUCCUAUGGGGAAUCCUGCUGGUCACUGAAGUGUUCAUCUACAGCUCCUACACAAUUCUGGCUCAUCUGUGUCUGGUGGAGGGGAAUCUGCCGUUCAGGUCGUCGUCCGUCGUUCUCUCUGCGGAGGUCCUUAAGAUUGUCCUGUCCAUUACCAUGAUGUUACCUGAACUGGGUCGUGGUGACGUCACAAUGCCGUCAUUGUCCCACUGUCUCCCAUUCGUGGUACCAGCCGUGCUAUACUGCAUCAACAACAACCUUAGUGUGUACAUGCAGGUUGAGAUGGACCCCACCACCUACCAGAUUCUGGGCAACAUGAAGGUGGCCACCACGGCACUGCUCUACAGGGUCGUCAUGCAACGCAAGCUGAGCGGCGUGCAGUGGAUGUCCCUGGGAGUUCUGUGUUUGUCCGGCAUCUUAGACAGUUAUGGCAGCAUGCAGAACAAGGGCCUGUCUGGGGAAAUACACCUGACAGUCACGGACCUCCCUCCAUGUUCAGAACACUUUGCUGUACACAUUCGGCAUCGUCAUGAAUGGUGGACUGUGGGCACUGCAAGGGGCUGGGAUCGGCAACCAAGACGAAAGACGUUUGAUCUGUUCGAGGGCUUCUACAUUGAAGACGCCUUCAACGGGCUGAUAAUGUCGGCCAUCAUGAAGCACGGCAGUAACAUCACCCGCCUCUUCAUCAUCUCCUCCGCCAUGCUGCUGACGACCCUGCUGUCUGUCGCCAUCUUCCAUCUGGCACUCAACGUGUAUUAUAUCGUGUCGUUUGUCCUGGUCGUUGUAGCCUUGUACAUGUAUCACACAUGACACUGUGACUUAUCUGAGCCGUCUUAUUUAUAUACGUGGUCCAGUCAAUGAUCACGCCAUGUCAAAUCAGAGCAAGGACAUUUUGUGUAAGAUUUCCUAUAGAAACGGAGACAUACAGUUGCGUUAAAUUACGUAAAAGAGGCAAAAACUCUUCUAAUCUUAUAUUUAUUAGCAAUCGUUUCAUUUGAUUCCGUCUUUAUCAUGAGCAUGUUUUGUUGUGAAUCUCUAAGAACUAAUGAUGAUACCAAGUGUUAGCGGUAAGGUAAUCGUAUGCACAAACACAUAUCAUGUCACCUUAAUUGUUACCUGAAAGAUCACGGGAAAAUUAUUGUACAAGUCAAACUAGAGAAUGGCGUCGGACACAUUUUAAAGAAGAAAAUUUCAAAAGCGUUAACACUUUGUAUCACUUUGAAAUCUAAUAGGAAUUCCAUUCUUCACUUGUACCUGAAAGUCGUGAAAAUGCCAAGCAGCUGGGAUACUGUAGGUCAUAAAAGGAAAUUUGACUAUUUCAAAGGUGAAGUCACCAGAAUCCCUUUCAUGAAACAGUCUUGGGCAGAGGUAUUGAGUCUGGCUGUCUCACUGGUCUGCCUUCACCGGUCUCACAGAUCUUCUUUAAAGGUCAAGGUCAGGUUGAGGAGUGAUUAUCAAUUUGAUGAGUGAUUGUUAUUAUUGUGUAUUAUUAUGUGUGUUAUUAAAAGAAUGAUGAACAGAUUAUAUUUGGAAAUUAAACAUUGUUAUGUAAUAA